Megalops cyprinoides (Indo-Pacific tarpon) is the source of this 2947-nucleotide messenger RNA. RefSeq names its product golgin A5 (gene golga5). Lineage: Eukaryota; Metazoa; Chordata; Actinopteri; Elopiformes; Megalopidae. The record is from RefSeq and is a predicted model, not a curated record. The coding region runs from base 224 to 2494 and encodes 756 amino acids. Gene Ontology annotation, biological process: Golgi organization; retrograde transport, vesicle recycling within Golgi. Gene Ontology annotation, cellular component: Golgi membrane; Golgi cisterna. The transcript is spliced from 13 exons.
UCCCGGAAGUUUUUUCGUUUAUCAUCGUUAGCUAUGGAGGAGGGAUGAAUACACCUUCUAAUGAAGAACCAGAGACUUAGGCUUGUCAACUCCCCUUAUGUCCUGCUUUCAACUAAUUAGCAGGCUAAUCUCGGUUGUUCGCAAUUCUUGUUCCGGACUGUAAAUACACACUAGGACGCCGAUUACCGAAGCCUGACGACCCAGCGGUGUUGUAAGGUCCAGGAUGGCUUGGUUUGCUGACUUGGCUGGGAGAGCAGAAGACUUCCUCAAUAGAGUGGACCAAGGAGCAGCCAGCGCUCUGACCAAACAUCAAAGCCGGGCCGCCACCUUCUCCUCCUAUGACAGCCCAGACUCUGCCGGGACCUCCACCCACUACACCUCCUCGUACAGUGCCCCUGCUUCGGAGCAACAGCACAACUACCACACUACCCACGAGUCCUCCACUUUCAUUUCCACAGCUGCGGACAACAUUAAGAAGUCCAAGGCCACGCUGCUGGCAGGCACUGCCAGUGCGUCCGUGGCCGCACUCGGGCCAGCGAGUGGUGGUGGCUCCGGCUCCUCGAAGCUGACCUCCAACUUUGUGCGGCCUAAGAAGACCGAGCUGGACGACGACCUUCUCUUUGACUUCCUGAACAGCUCGGACCCGGCCCUGAGCGGGAAGAGGGACGCCAAGUGGGAGCGGCCCAGAGCGACGGGGUCAGCGGAAGGAGCGCCUGCUCCGCCUGCUUCCAGUGCUCCCAUGCCCCCCCCCUCUGCCUCCUCCACCCCACCCUCCACCCGUGGCCUGUCUCGAACCUCCAGCCUCAGCUCUCUAUCCACCAGCACCCACAGUGUGAAGACCUCAGAGGAUGGCUCUGCAAAAGAGCAAAGUCAAGAUACCCCAGAGAGCUCGGACUCAGGGCUAGCAGGUCCCCAGGAGCAGGCGGUUGAAGACCCUGGUCCUGUGGAGGAGCCGCAGAACCAGGUGAUGUCUAGCCUGCGUCUGGAGAACCAGCUGCUGCGAAAUGAGGUGGCCUCCCUGAACCAGGAGAUGGCCUCGCUCAUCCAGAGAGCCAAAGACACACAGGAGGAGCUGAACCAGGCCCGAGCCCGUUCAGACAAGUGGAACUCAGACCAGUCGCGCACAGACCGCACCGUCAGGGAGCUGCGGUCGCAAGUGGAUGACCUCACAGAGGCCCUGUCUGCCAAGGACGGGCAGCUGGCGGUUCUGAAGGUCCGACUGGAGGAGGCCGACCAGCUUCUGAAGUCCCGUGACACUGCCCUGGAGGCGGCCCAGAGUGAGAAGUCCAGGAUCUUGCAGGACCAUUCAGAGGGGAGUAAUCUACAGUCCCAGGCCCUACAGACCCUGCAGGAGAGGCUGAGGGAGGCAGAGACAGCCCUCAAGAGGGAGCAGAGCAGCUACAGGCAAAUGCAGAGUGAGUUUGCGGAGAGGCUGGCUAAGGCGGAGGGGGAGAGGCAGGCUCUAGCCGAGGCGGUGACGGGGGCGGAGCGGCGUGCGUCAGAGGACAGGCGACGAGUGGAGGAGCUCCAGCAGCAGGCGAAGUCCGCCCGCGCUGCAGCGGAAACAUCCAAACAGGAGCUGCAGGACUACAAACACAAGGCCUCGCGGAUCCUGCAGUCCAAAGAGAAGUUGAUAAGCAGCCUGAAGGAGGGCUCCGGCCUGGAGGCGCUGGAGGCGGGCGGGGCAGGCGCUCUGGAGCUGGAGGAGCUGCGGCACGAGAAGGAGCUGCAGCGGGACGAGAUCCAGAAGCUGCAGGGCCAGGUGCAGACGCUCCGCGCGGAGAUUCAGGACCUGGAGUCGCAGGCCGUGUCGGAGGCGGAGUCGUGGCGGGAGCAGCAGCAGGAGCUGCAGGACCAGCUGGCGCUCCAGGCACGGGCCAAGCAGGAGGUGGAGGCAGAGCUGGAGCGCUGCAAGCAGGAGUUGCAGUACAUGGAGGAGGAACAGCAUCGUGCCAAAAGCACACUCCAGAGCCGGAUCAAGGACAGAGAGGAGGAGAUCCAGAAACUCAGGAACCAGCUGACCAAUAAGGCGCUGAGCAGCAGCAGCCAGGCAGAGCUGGAGAGCCGGCUGCACCAGCUGACGGAGACGCUGAUCCAGAAGCAGACCAUGCUGGAGGCUCUGGGCACAGAGAAGAGCUCGCUGGUCUUCCAGCUGGAGCGUCUGGAGCAGCAGCUGAAGAGUGUCCAGGGCGGCCAGGCCAAUGGGCCUGCCAUCAACAUGGGCAGCAUGGAGGCCCCUGGUGAGGGUGCACGGCUGCGGAAUGUGCCCAUCCUUUUCAACGACCAUGAUGGUCCAGGUGCCGGCAUGUAUGGAAAAGUGCGCAAGGCAGCCAGCACCAUCGACAGAUUCAGCAUCCGAUUAGGAAUCUUCCUGCGGCGUUACCCAAUGGCCCGGGUCUUUGUAAUCCUGUAUAUGGCACUACUGCACCUCUGGGUCAUGAUUGUUCUGCUGACGUACACGCCAGAAAUGCACGGGGAGUCUCAUGGAAGAUAGAAGGCUGGAGAGAAGAAACUGACUAAUAAAGCUUUCAAUGAUCAAUCAAAUUAAAUCCUUGAUUUAAUUUGAUGCUGAAACUAAAUCCUUGAGAGAGCUGAGCAAGCUGCUGAGCUGUGGCUCAAACCUUCCUGCGUGGAGCUGGUACCUGCAAUUUGCACAAACCUGUUAUGGGACACAGACUUUCCUUUUUCUUUUCUCCCCCUUUUUCUUUCUCCAAAUCCGAUGCUCCAAAGCUUAGAGUCAAAUGGAGGCAUGGAAUUUUACACCAUUCACCUGUAAGUAACACAUUUUGGACAGUUAAUACAAAGAUGGUGUAUUAUUUUUUUGAAGAAAUUUGCUCCUUUUUUCUAAAUUCACUUUUAAUCUUUUGUUUAUUAUGAUUUUGUUUCCCCUCGUAGAGAUUGUGUUUCAUUACUUUAAGCCAUUUAAUUUAACUUUUAAUAAACCUUG